Pipistrellus kuhlii (Kuhl's pipistrelle) is the source of this 3372-nucleotide messenger RNA. It is a transcript of the gene AFAP1L2, whose product is annotated as actin filament associated protein 1 like 2. Gene Ontology annotation, cellular component: cytosol. The transcript is spliced from 20 exons. Lineage: Eukaryota; Metazoa; Chordata; Mammalia; Chiroptera; Vespertilionidae. The record is from RefSeq and is a predicted model, not a curated record. Bases 202 to 2718 code for a protein of 838 amino acids. Gene Ontology annotation, biological process: regulation of interleukin-6 production; inflammatory response; regulation of mitotic cell cycle. Gene Ontology annotation, molecular function: SH3 domain binding; SH2 domain binding.
GGCUGCUGCUGUCUGGUGGUACAGAGAAGGAUCCUGCAGGUCUCUGCUUCGCUGGAGCAGCUGCUGACGGAGCUGGAGGACUUCCUCAAGAUCCUGGACCAGGAGAGCCUGAGCAGCACGGCCGCGGAGAGGAAGAGUGGCCUGGCCGAGCGCCUCCGCCUGUACAUCAAAAGCAGCAGUUCUGACGAGGAGUACAUUUACAUGAACAAAGUGACAGUCCACAAGCCACAGGAUGCCGAGUCCCAAGACAAAGCGCCCGAGGAGCAGAGCCCGCUGGCCAACGGGGAGCCCCGCCAGCACACCACGGCCCCGCAGAAGAGUCUCCCGGACCUCCCGCCCCCCAAGACCAUUCCAGAACGGAAACAGCCCUCCAUCCCAAAGAUCGAGUCUCCAGAGGGUUACUAUGAAGAGGCUGAGCCAUACGACGUGUCCCUCAAUGGUCAUUGCGGCAGAGUCCCCUCCACCGGAGUCCCCAGGUGGGCGCGGGUGCCCGAAGGAGUCAUUUACGCCACCAUCACCUUGGAGGACGGAGAGGCCGUGAGCAGCUCCUACGAGUCCUACGACGAGGAGGAAGGCAGCAAGGGCAAGUCGGCCCCACACCAGUGGCCCUCCCCGGAGGCCAGCAUCGAGCUGAUGCGAGACGCCCGCAUCUGCGCCUUCCUCUGGCGCAAGAAGUGGCUGGGCCAGUGGGCCAAGCAGCUCUGCGUCAUCCGGGACACCAGGCUCCUGUGCUACAAGUCCUCCAAGGACCACAGCCCGCAGCUGGACGUGAGCCUGCUGGGCAGCAGCGUGGUCCACAAGGAGAAGCAGGUGCGGAAGAAGGAGCACAAGCUGAAGAUCACGCCGAUGAACGCUGACGUCAUCGUGCUGGGCCUGCAGAGCAAGGACCAGGCGGAGCAGUGGCUCAGGGUCAUCCAGGAGGUGAGCGGCCUGCCUUCGGACGGCGCGGCUGAGGGAAACCAGUACUCCCCUGAGGCCCAGCGCCUGAGCGGUCAGAAGGCAGAUAUAGCUGAGAAGUACCUGUCCGCCUCGGAGUGUGGGAGCUCUGUGGAUGGCCACCCUGAGGUCCCGGAGACCAAAGAUGUGAAGAAGAAGUGUUCUGCGGGCCUCAGGCUGAGCAGCCUGAUGAACCUGGGCAGGAAGAAGUCCACCUCGCUGGAGCCGGCAGACAGGUCCCUGGAGACAGCCAAUUACCUGAACGUGUUGGUGAACAGCCAGUGGAAGUCACGCUGGUGCUCCGUGCGGGAUAGCCACCUGCACUUCUACCAGGACCGCAACCGCAGCAAGGUGGCCCAGCAGCCCCUGAGCCUCGUGGGCUGCGAGGUGGUCCCGGACCCGAGCCCGGACCACCUGUACUCCUUCCGCAUCCUCCACAAUGGCGAGGAGCUGGCCAAGCUCGAGGCCAAGUCUUCCGAGGAGAUGGGCCACUGGCUCGGCCUCCUGCUCUCCGAAUCGGGCUCCAAGACAGACCCAGAGGAGUUCACCUACGACUACGUGGACGCGGAUAGGGUGUCCUGUAUCGUGAGUGCGGCCAGGAACUCCCUGCUAUUGAUGCAGAGGAAGUUCUCAGAGCCCAACACGUACAUUGAUGGCCUGCCCGGCCAGGACCACCCGGACCUGCUGUAUGACGACGUGGAGAUGUCCGAGCUGACGGCUGCAGCGGACCCAGAGGAAGCCGCCCCAGCCGCGGAUGCUCCGAGCGAGCUCGACCCUGACCGCAUGUACCUGGACCUCACGCCGGUCAAGUCCUUCCUGCACAGCCCGGGCGGCCCCCAGGCCCGAGGAUGCUCCCCCACACCGCCCUGCCUGGACCCUCCGGCCGACGCCCUCCCUGCAGACCCGGGCCCCGCCCCAGCGGAGCCCCCCGUUGUGACAUCCGCAGAGUCCCCCGAGUUGCAGCAGGGGCAGCCGGGGAGCCCGGAGCCGGAGGAGCCGUCCCCCAGGAUCUCCACGGUCAGAAUCCAGGCCGAACAGCAAAAGCUCUCCUUCCCACUGAGCUGCCCCGACGCUGUGGUUGUCGCCCCUGCCGGGGCCGGCACGCCUGCGAAGGACAGGCUGAGGGUGACCUCUGCAGAGAUCAAACUGGGCAAGAACAGGACGGAAGCCGAGGUGAAGCGGUACACGGAGGAGAAGCAGAGGCUGGAGAAGAAGAAGGAAGAGAUCCGGGGGCACCUGGCUCAGCUCCGGAAGGAGAAGCGGGAGCUGAGGGAGGCCCUGUCGAAAUGCACAGCCAGCCUCCUUCCCUUUCCAGACAAGGGCGCGCUGGCCAGCCUGGAGCAGAAGCUGAAGGAGAUCGACGAGGAGUGCCGAGAGGAGGAGAGGCGGCGUGUGGACCUGGAGCUCAGCAUCGUGGAGGUGAAGGACAACCUGAAGAAGGCCGAGGCCGGGCCCGUGACGCUGGGCACCACCGUGGACACCUCCCACCUGGAGGCCGUGAGCCCCCGAGCGUCACUCUGUUGUCACCACAGCCCAAAGCCGCCGCCCCCGCCCCCACCCCAGACUCGACCCCAGUCAACUCUGCCACGGCGCUCAAGAACAGACCUCUCUCCGUCAUGGUCACGGGCAAAGGCACCGUCCUCCAGAAAGCCAAGGUAUUCGAAUGGUGCCCCAGGAAUGGGAGAAGAAAGGGACCAGCUAGGACACACGCAUCACGGCCAGCCUCUCCUGCCCACGUGGACCUUGGCGACAACAACCCUGUUUCAUCCGGGCCUUCCCUAAAGCAGCGGCUCUGGGAGCGGGUGAGUCUGUUUAAGAGGAAGAACAAGGAUGGGGGGCCGCGGACAGAGCCAAGAGGAGGUGCGGGCCCUCCAUAGAGGAAGGACCUGGCAGGGCUGGAGAGCGAGCUGUGACUUCAGCAUCGACGGCACAGGAACGAGCAGGGAAUAUUUGGGACCAAGUGGAGGCACUGUCCCCACUCAAGUAAGGACUUUUUUUUUUUUUAAAGUGACGCCGCUGUAUGAUAUUUUUAAAAAAUGUUUCCAAUCCUGUCAUUUAGAACAAGUGAAGUGUCUUUUGAGAUCUAACUGACUUUCGACGUUAUCCUAGAAAAAAAGAUUCCUUUGUGUUUACAGAGUUCGUCCUGUGGCCAUGGCUAAGAGUUAUUUAAUAGAAUGCUCUCGUCGUCCCGGUUUUGUUGUUUAAAAUUGUGCUUCAUGUCCGGGCCCCCUUCCAAGGUGAAAGGGGUGCGUUCGGGGUGGGCCCGGGACUUCUCCUCCGACGGCAUUGUUUGCUGACGCAGGUUGAAACAUUUCAUCCGUCAUCUCCGCCUCCCUUCCGGGGGUUCUCGGAACUCGAGUCCUUUCUAACCCUGGGGCGUUUAUUUCCUUUGCCAAGUGGCAAGUUAGAUUUUUCUAAAAAAAAUAAAAUGUUAAU